Messenger RNA from Dicentrarchus labrax (European seabass), 1973 nucleotides. Its product is annotated as formin-2. The transcript has 5 exons. The record is from RefSeq and is a predicted model, not a curated record. Bases 201 to 1823 code for a protein of 540 amino acids. Lineage: Eukaryota; Metazoa; Chordata; Actinopteri; Moronidae.
AGGGGCUGAACACGCGAGGUGCGCCGAGGCGGAGGGAGCAGCAGCAACCGGAGGAGAAGAGCCGAGCAGCCGCCGGAACAGCCGAGCGACCCCGGGGCCGAUUAUUACCCAGUUUUCCGUCGGGGAGACAGGGCAGGGGGGUGGGCUGGGGCUCGGGUACAGAAGAAUGAGAGAGCCCUCUUAUCGGAGGGGGCGAAAACAUGAACGGGGCCGUGUACAUUUCGUUUUUCCAGGGCCAACUGGAGUCCGUGCUGGAGCAGGUCGUUCAGCUCGCCGUCCAGGAAAUAAGCAAGACGGUGGGCUCGAGCCUCAACACGCUGCUGCUGGAGACGGCCGUGAAGGAGCAAGAAAACCGCCGGCUCCGCCUCCAGCUGCAGAACCGGGAGAACCGGGGCCGAGCCAACGCCAACACCGCGGACGGUGGAGGAGGUUCUCCGGUGGCUGGUAAGAACAAGGCGGCGGGGAAGGCGACGACGACGGCGGGGGACGAGAGGGCGGACGGCGGCAGAACAAAGCCCGAGUAUAAGCCCCCUCCCGGAGGGCAGGGCACCGAGCACGGCCUGCCCACCGACACACGCCGCCUGGAGCAGAGAGGACGAGUCGUGGACCAGCUGAAGUCGGUCAUGGAGCAGGUCCUGGACUUUGCGGUUCGCGAGCUGACGAAGAUCGUGGAGGCCUCAUUCGACGACCUCCUGCUGGAGAUCACCAAGAUGGAGAGAGAGCAGCGUCUACUGGAGGAGAGGCUCUCCGACAGAGCAGGAGGAGGUGGGGGAGGAGGGGGAGAGAAGGCAAGAGGAGGAGGAGGAGGAAGUGGAGGAAGUGGUGGUGGAGGAGGAGGAGGAGGAGGAGGAGCUGGAGGGAGGAGGAGGGGGUCGGAGAACGACUCUGUGUCACCCAGCGGCUCUGAGGACGCCCGGGAGGAGCUCGCCGAGGUUCCCGUGUCCAAACAGACGGCGGCGAGAGACAACCCGGAGCGUCCCCCUGUCCUCUCGGUGUCUCAGGACUGGGUCCCGAUCCUGGACAAGGUCUUUGGUCAGAAGUUCUGCAGCGACGUUUGGCAGAUCAAAGAGCUGGAGGGAGGAAGAGGAGGAGGAGAACGAGGAGGAGGAGUGGGAGGAAGAGGACGGGGUGAGGUCGGGGCCCAGCAGGUACAGCCGGUCUCGACUCCCUCUCUGACCCUGGAGCCGUCCCCGUCGUCCCCCCAGCAGGACCCCCGGUGGACUCCUCUGGAGGACAUGGAGGUGUUUUCUCCUGACGAGGAGGCUGCAGACGGUCAGAGGAACCCUGGGGGAGGAACCAGCACCGGACCCUCACCCAGACCCUUACCCAGACCUCCCCUCAGCCCCACAGGGUCUUCUGGUCGUCGCUCGUCUGCCUCGAUGCUUCAUCGUCUCCUGACUCUUCCGUCUCAGCUGCUGGAGGACGACGACGAGGACGCCGCCGCCAACGAAACGCUGGCCGCUCUGGCGACCGACGACCGCAGAGACGGCGUCGAGCCGCCCGGCCGCACCUGCCCGUCACCCCUGACGACCAGGGAGGACGAGGAAGAGGAGGGGGAAGAAGAGGAAGAAGGGGAGGACAAAGGGAGGAAGAAGAAGAGACGGAGGGUGUGGUCGGAGUGCGAGGAGUGCGGUCGGAGGUUCAGUCGGAUGUCUCUCCUCAAAGCUCAUCGUCAGACUCACAUCGCAGAGAACGCCGCCACCGACACGGCGUCCUCGUUGUCCCCGCCCGGCGGCGCCGCCACGGCUCUACGCUGCUCGGAGUGCGGGAAGAGGUUCUCCUCUGCGACCCGCCUCCACAGCCACAUCCGGACCCAGCACUGAACCCGUCCUCAACCCGAACAGGAUCAACUACACAAGCUGAACACAAACCAGACCCGAGUCCAGGACCCGAGUCCAGGACCCGAGUCCAGGACCCGAGUCCAGGACCCGAAACUGGACUUACUGAUUCACUCAAACAAAAACCUGAAGACA